UGUGAAUUUAUUGCAAACCAAGUGAGGUGACAUCCCUUUCUCAUUCUGCCUUCUCUAAGUCGCUAACCCAAUGUCUCUGUCGUAUGUUGGUAGAUGUUCAGCAAUAAACCGUUCAAGACAACCUCUCAUCUCCCAUCCUUGACAUGGCUUCGUCAGGAUUGAUAUCGGCGUUAGAAGACGUCGCAGACAAGCCGGCACCAGUCAAGGUCAAGACUUACAACGAAAUCCUCGCGCUUUUGACCGUCCCCCCUUCCACCUCAGACCCCGAACACGCUUUCAACAUCAUCAAAUAUGUCGACGCCGUCCUUGACUCCUCGGUCGGAAUCAUCUCCAUCCGGCCAAUCCUAAACACUCUGAUCCAGUCACUGGAGAAACAUGAAGCCGAUGUCCAGGUGCAGGUCGGUUCCCAUAUGCUAGAAGCACUUCAACCUCAGAUCGUGUCGUACGAAGAACAAGAUGCCUUGGUCAGAAGGAUCCUAGCCAAUGGUUACGAGGCGGAGGGAGAAUACACAUCCGCAGCCAAAGCGCUGCAGGGAAUCCAACUAGAUUCAACCCAACGUCAGAUCUCCGACCGACACAAAGUGGAGAUUGGAAUUCGCAUUGUGAGAAAUUUCCUCGAGGACAAUGACACGGUGGCAGCAGAGAUGGCGCUGAACAAGAUCAAGAACUCAGCGUCCGCGGCUCAGGUGCUCAAGGACUCACCCGACCUUCGCUUGCUCUAUCAACUGUCGCAGGCACGAAUUUUAGAUUCCCGCCGAGAUUUCCUCAACGCAUCGGCGGAAUAUCUCAAUGUCUCGUUCAACACCCUAGCGGCUGAAGAGGAUAGGAAGCAGGCGCUGUCGGCUGCCAUCAAAACCGCCGUGCUAGCCCCAGCAGGACCUCAGCGAAGCCGGGCAUUGGCCAAGCUCUACAAGGACGAACGAUCAGCCGAGACUGAAGAAUACGGAAUCCUGGAAAAUAUGUUCUUAGAUCGUUUGCUCUCGCGCACUGAAGUGGAAGCUUUUGCGUCAACUCUCGACCCCGAUCAGCUGGCCCCGCACGCCGACGGCAGUACAGUGUUGAGCAAAGCAGUGAUUGAGCACAAUCUACUGGCGACCAGUCGCCUGUACGAAAACAUCACGACGACGGCGCUGGCGCACAUUUUGGGCUUGAAGGAUAGCACAGACGAGACUGCAGCAGAAAAGGCCGAGCAAUAUGCGGCUCGGAUGGUGGAACAGGACCGGCUACGAGGAGAAAUCGACCAAAUGGCUGGAAUCAUCACCUUUGAGAGUGUUCCUGGUGUCGCGCUCGGAGGACCUAGUCGUGACCUCCGACAAUGGGACCAUGGUGUCCAAGGACUGGUGGAAGACGUCGAACGUUGUGUGACAGGCAUCACUGAAGCUUUUCCCGGUUUUAGUGCUGGACAGACAGUGCAUUGAAAGCAUAGCAUAGACUGCUUUCCACGACUACAACUUUAACCAUGGUAAUUAUCAGUAUCGGCCGGCUUCAGAGCUACAUGGCUCCAACAUCCAGUCAAGACGAAAUAGACCAACCAAACCACCCUUAUCAUUAGGGCUAUUGAAGAGGCACGUCAAGACAAGUGCCAUGGAAGGACCCGGGGCAAGUCGUGUACUACGACUAGAGAGCAUCUGAAAGAGUCUUGAACUCGGAAGAAAUUCCGCCGAGGUCCAUGUAACAUGGGCAUAAGCAUGGGGUUAUUCCACAGCAAGCGAAGACAUGACCGGAUUGAUCCCGGCCUUUACUGAUUGGUUAACUUGGCUUUUCGGGAUGGAUGCGUAGAGAGCCAAGGCACGUGACUUGCUCAACAUGAGGCUCUAAUGGAAUAUUACCAUAAAGUGACAUAAUCUCGACCACAACAUCAUGAACGAGUCGUCUAACUCUAACCCAAAUCAUGAUCAAAUCCCAAAAAACAG
Exophiala mesophila is the source of this 1913-nucleotide messenger RNA. RefSeq lists its product as uncharacterized. The transcript has 2 exons. The coding region runs from base 144 to 1418 and encodes 424 amino acids. Gene Ontology annotation, cellular component: cytosol; COP9 signalosome. NCBI's taxonomy places the organism in Eukaryota, Fungi, Ascomycota, Eurotiomycetes, Chaetothyriales, Herpotrichiellaceae. The record is from RefSeq and is a predicted model, not a curated record.